Pieris rapae (cabbage white) is the source of this 2272-nucleotide messenger RNA. RefSeq names its product sodium/potassium/calcium exchanger 3. Bases 215 to 1762 code for a protein of 515 amino acids. Lineage: Eukaryota; Metazoa; Arthropoda; Insecta; Lepidoptera; Pieridae. Gene Ontology annotation, molecular function: calcium, potassium:sodium antiporter activity; calcium channel activity. The transcript has 11 exons. Gene Ontology annotation, biological process: intracellular calcium ion homeostasis; calcium ion transmembrane transport. Gene Ontology annotation, cellular component: membrane. The record is from RefSeq and is a predicted model, not a curated record.
AUUCUUGUUGGAAAGACCAGUCGCUACCAUAAGCUAAAUAUUGCAGGACGCUUUGGCGUUCUUAGGAAAUUGUAUACCAGUCAAUGACAUUGAGUUGUAUAUACGGAAAAUUAUUCGAAUACUUCACUUGACAACUGCAUUAAAGUUUUCCCUACUGAUUUAUUGAAACCGAUUUAUUUAUUAGUCUUUUGUAUAUAAUAAAGUUUUCACGUUAAUGGCUAAUAUGUUGAUUCGGACUAAGUGUAAAUUUAAUACAGCUGUUUUAAUACGAGUGUUGUUUUUGGGAAUACCCUUCGCACAUUAUUUCUUGUUCGGCGCGAUUGUAGGUGAAGAGAAAAUUACAGGAAUCGAGUUCUCUUCUCGACAUCUGCUAUCAAUUGAUGUGCAUGGAAAGAACUGUACCCCACCAGCGAUUCUUGAGUUUCCUUCGGAUGGUCUUAAUAGGAAUCAGAGGCAACAGGGCUUCAUCUUGUUGCAUUGUGUCCUGGCCAUCUACUGCUUUCUUCUUCUCGGCGCUGUCUGCGAGCACUACUUCGUCCCCGCUAUCGAGAUGAUAUGUGAACGUCUACACAUGGAAUCUGACAUAGCUGGUGCAACAUUCAUGGCCGCAGCGAGUUCAAGUCCGGAGCUAUUUAUAAAUUGUGUUGGCACUUUCGUGACUGAAGGAGAUUUGGGAGUGGGCGCGGUCGUUGGCUCAGCAGUUUUUAAUGUACUCGCUGUACCAGCGUGCUGUGCCCUCGUUGCCGGCAGGGUCAUAGAGCUGGACUGGUGGUCUAUAUCUCGCGACUGUCUGAUGUAUGCAGUAGCCGUACUGGCUCUUAUCCUCACUUUAAUGGACGAUAAGGUUUACUGGCAUGAAGCACUUCUACUCGUUCUCAUGUACACACUUUAUAUACUGGCGAUGGUAUUUAAUGACAAACUUGGAAAUUUUGUCAGAAGUGGAUGCUGCUACACUCGAAAGCCAAAACUGUUCACUGAGGUGACACCUCUUUUGUUUAAAGAAAAGGACUCAUUAGAUACUGAAAAUCGUGUCACCGUGAAAAAUCAAAAAAUAAACGACGUCGAACAGGGGACAAAGUUGACAAAAACAUGCAACUCCACAGACUUAGAAUCAAGCAAAAUUUAUCUUUGGUCCUGGCCCGAUGGUAUGUCUUCCACAAAGAAAUUCUUCUGGGUCGUGACUUGGCCUCUUUGUCUGCUCCUUUGGAUCACGAUACCUGACUGUAGACAACACCCACGUCUUUACCCACUCACUUUCAUGAUGUGCGUAACUUGGAUUGGUGGGGUUUCCUAUAUAGUAGCCUGGAUAAUCACUAUCAUUGGUGAUACUCUAAAUGUUCCCGAUAGCAUUACGGGAUUGACAAUUCUUGCUGCAGGGACCAGCCUCCCUGAAGCCGUCUCCAGCGUUCUUGUGACUAACCACGGACACGGCUCUAUGGGUAUAAGUAACUCUAUUGGAUCAAAUACUUUCGACAUUCUACUGUGUCUGGGUCUCCCUUGGCUUAUUAAGUCCCUCUUCUACCCAUGCGUACCUGGUAACCACUGGGUUCAGCUAAAUUCAAGCGGAUUGUCGUAUAGCGCCAUCUCUCUUUUAUCCACGCUGUUUGCACUAUACGGCGCUCUCGCUUUAAACAAAUUUCAACUAGAUUGGAAAGUUGGCUUCACCUGCGCCGGUGUCUAUCUCGGUUUCUUAGUAUUGGCUGCACUGAUUGAGUUGAACGUACUUUUUGAAGUCAAUUUGCCAAUAUGUCCACAUUUUUAAUGGCAUUUUUUAUAGUUAACAUUAAGUUUUUAUAAAUAUUAAUUUCCUACAGAGGACAUUGUAACGCCCUUUUAGGUUAAGUAUAACAUAUCGUAUGUUAUUUUAUAAGUUUAACAACAUUUGUGCCUAACAAUUUCUGAAAUGAAGAUCAAAGCGAAUUUCUCGCCUAAACGGGCCAUCGGAUAGGCUCCUUUAUGAUAGGAUAACGACUUGAUAGGAUUUCUAAACAUUCAAAAACAAACUUCACCACAAAGUACACCCCAGCGACUACAAUUGAAUAAACUAUGGCAAUGAAAUUGAGACAUGUCUUUCUAAGUAAUACAUAUAGCUGAUUAAAUAGGUUUUUGUAACAUGUGAUGAAGAAUGUUAUAUAUUCUGUCCUAUCUUGAAUGUAUUCUUACUUUCGCCUUUCAAUUUCAUAUUUUGCGUGACUGAUGCGUAUUGUUCGUUGUAUUCUUGUCUAUUAACAAUUACCAAGACUUAAGGUUAAUUAAAUUAAUAAGCAAAUAA